GCGCCAGCACUUCAAGGAGGCCGAGGUGCGCGUGUACGGGGGUGAGAUCGUGCUGGCCUUGGAGCAUCUGCACCAGCUCGGCAUCAUCUACCGAGACCUGAAGCUGGAGAACGUACUGCUGGAUUCUGAGGGCCACAUCGUCCUCACGGACUUUGGGCUGAGCAAGGAGUUCCUGACAGAGGAGAAAGAGCGAACGUUCUCCUUCUGUGGCACCAUCGAGUACAUGGCCCCCGAAAUCAUCCGCAGCAAGGCUGGGCAUGGCAAGGUGGGUUGGCAGGAGAGCGGGGGUGGCGGGUGGGUGGCCGGGGGGCCGCGGGGCCUGCCUGGGCAGGGCCAUGGGGGGGCUCGCUGCCCCUGACGCCCCCCCCAUCCUCCCAGACGGAUCCUGAAGUGCUCCCCUCCCUCCCCCCCCCGGAUCGGGCCUGUGGCACAGGACCUGCUGCAACGCCUGCUUUGCAAGGACCCCAAGAAGCGACUGGGCGCGGGGCCCCAGGGCGUACAAGAAGUCAAGGGCCACCCCUUCUUCCAGGGUUUGGACUGGGCUGCUCUGGCUGCCAGGAAGAUCCCGGCUCCGUUCCAGCCCCAGAUCCGCUCGGAGCUGGACGUGAGCAACUUUGCAGAGGAAUUUACGCGGCUGGAGCCAGUCUACUCGCCCCCCGGCAGCCCCCCGCCCGGGGACCCUCGCGUCUUUCAG
This is a messenger RNA of Carlito syrichta (Philippine tarsier), 694 nucleotides long. Its product is annotated as ribosomal protein S6 kinase alpha-4-like. Gene Ontology annotation, molecular function: protein serine/threonine kinase activity; ATP binding. NCBI's taxonomy places the organism in Eukaryota, Metazoa, Chordata, Mammalia, Primates, Tarsiidae. The record is from RefSeq and is a predicted model, not a curated record. Gene Ontology annotation, biological process: protein phosphorylation; regulation of DNA-templated transcription. The annotation marks the transcript as partial. The transcript is spliced from 5 exons.